Molecule: messenger RNA, 3497 nt
Organism: Chelmon rostratus (copperband butterflyfish)
Lineage: Eukaryota; Metazoa; Chordata; Actinopteri; Chaetodontiformes; Chaetodontidae
Gene: prickle3
Product: prickle homolog 3
Exons: 11
Coding region: 129-2582 (817 amino acids)
Molecular function (GO): zinc ion binding
Source: RefSeq, a predicted model, not a curated record
CAGUCUGAGGCGAACAUCAUGUAGUUUAACACAGACUCUGUGACUUAAAACACUUACACCUCGGUGCUUCUCCCCCCCGUUUGUUCACUCGGAAACUCAUUUGUGUUUUUAAACGUCCAACCGCCAUCAUGUUCCUGCGCGGCUCUAAAAAGCGACGGUCGAACCGCUCGCAGGAGGAAGAGGACCCAGACAGGGGGCAGCCGUGUAUGCGCUGUGGGGACCAGUGCCCCGGCUUCCGCGUCCAUGGCUGGAGGAAGAUCUGCGUGCAUUGUAAGUGUGUGCGAGAGGAGCAUGCCGUGCGCGCUGUGCCGGGUCAGCUGGAAAAGAUGAUGACGAAGCUGGUAUCUGACUUCCAGAGGCACUCCAUCUCCGACGACGACUCGGGCUGCGCCUCCGAGGAGUACGCAUGGGUCCCACCUGGGCUCAAGCCCGAACAGGUAUACCAGUAUUUUAGCUGCCUGCCAGAGGACAGGGUGCCUUAUGUGAACAGUCCAGGGGAGAGGUACCGAAUCAAACAACUGCUGCACCAGCUUCCAGCCCACGACAGCGAGCCUCAGUACUGUAACGCUCUGGACGAGGAGGAGAAGAAGGAGCUGCGUUUGUUCAGCCAGCAGAGGAAAAGAGAGAACCUGGGCAGAGGCGUCGCCAGACUCUUCCCAGUAACUAUGACUGGUGCCAUCUGCCAGCAGUGUGGCAGACAGAUCUGCGGAGGAGACAUAGCGGUGUUUGCCAGUCGGGCGGGACACGGCAGCUGUUGGCACCCUCAGUGUUUCCAGUGUGCCUCCUGCAGCGAGCUGCUGGUCGAUCUGAUCUACUUCUACCAGGACGGACAGAUCUACUGCGGCCGGCACCACGCCGAGAGGCUCAAGCCCCGCUGUCAGGCCUGCGACGAGAUUAUUCUAGCAGAUGAGUGCACAGAGGCAGAGGGAAGAUACUGGCACAUGAAGCACUUCUGCUGUUUUGAGUGUGAGGCUGCGCUGGGCGGCCAGCGUUACAUCAUGAGAGAGAGUCGACCGUACUGCUGCUCCUGCUACGAGUCCCUGUACGCAGAGUACUGCGAUACCUGCGGAGAACACAUAGGUAUCGACCAGGGCCAGAUGACAUAUGAGGGUCAGCACUGGCACGCCGUGGAGUCGUGUUUCUGCUGCGCCCGCUGUCAGCUACCUCUGCUGGGCCGCCCCUUCCUCCCUCGAGGCGGGCUCAUCUUCUGCUCCAGGCCCUGCUCGCUGGGCGAAGACCCCAACAACUCUGACUCCUGCGACUCGGCGCUGCAGAGCAGAACGCCUCAGCAUAGACGCUGCGGGACAGCAGAGAAACACCAGCAGCCACUCUGCGGUUCCCCGCUGCAGCCACCAGAGGGCAUCAGACCCCCUAUAAGUCCUGCAAAAGACUGCAUUCAUACUGCAGUGGAGAACAGAGGUGUCCACUGCACUGCUCCAGUUCAAAACGGAGUUCCUUCACCCAGCGGUCAUCCUCAUCCAAGAGGAUCCUACUCACCUCUUCCUCACAUUCAUCUAGGAAAUGGCUUAGGUCCAUCUUGGCCCAGCGACCUUCCACAUUACAGUUUACUGCCAGGGGAUUGUGGUAUCAAAGCCCCUGUAGGUGGUCUUCAGUUCAAGGGAGAACUCAAUGGAAAUACUGGACUAACUGGUCUUAAUUCAAGCACUAAAGGUUCCUCUGCUGCUAAAGACUGUAGGAACUGGGUGGAAAGGACCAAUGAAGUUAUGCAAGUGUUUCCUCAGAAAAACUCCCAUGUGAACCACCUCAUUUCUCCCGACUCGCCUCCCCUCCUGCCCGACAACCCGUCCAUCCUCCCACCUCCUCUGCCCGUGAAAUCCCGUGACCUGACGCCCCAGGAGUCGCCCCCACCGAACCACCCCCAGCCGGAGGACGGGCCCUCUGAUUCUCCGCCCCCGAUCUCUCGCAGUGGCACAGCCAGGGUCAGCUUCAGAGAGCCAAUCAGCAGCAGCUACUCUGUUGAUGAGGACGAGGAUGAAGACGAGAAUGAGGAGGAGCUGCAAGAGGGCGAGGAAAACGAGCAGGACGAGGAUGAGGUGGAGGGAGGUUUUGGAAGCAGGUUGCAUCUACAAAAAGGCAUCCCACCACAGAUGGAUCUGCUGGAUGGAUCCUCUUACCACCAGCGGAGUUUGCGGCGAGGGUGGAGCCAUUGCCGCAUCCCCUCCGACCCUGCCCUCCACCCGGGAGCAGAGAGGCGCUCCAGGCGCUCGCGGGCCGACCGGCCUCGGCUGGACACUCUGGACUGGAGAGCCGAGAAAGAGCGGGACAAGCGGGGCCCCGCCAAAGCCUCCUCGCUGACCCUCCAGCCAGGCCAGUACAAACACGAAGACUCCUGUUCUACAUGCUCGUCAUCCUCAGACUCAGAGGAAGAGGGCUACUUCCUGGGACAGCCCAUACCUCUGCCCCCGCAGCUGCGAAGGCAGCAACAUGAGGAGGGCAAAGAACAAGAGGGGGAGGACGACAGGGAGGUGCAGAGGGACAGAGGACUGAGAGGCAGCAUACGGCGGAGGAGAGCUCACAGUCUCAGUGCAAAGGACAAAGAUAAAAACUGUGCUAUCUCGUAACGCCAAUCGCUAACAACAUCAGCAAACAGCAUGUUGUUUUCUAAAUUAUGGUGCACAAGAAGAACAGAUGGUCCUUUAUUACUCCGCUGUUCAAGCUGUUUUAUGAUGGUGAUGUUACACCUGCAGACUUCUCCAAAGGUGAACCCCAGCCAUUGUUCCAGACACACUGCUUAGCAAAGGGAAGCAGAAAAACCUCAGAGAAGUCACCACUUCAGCUUCAUGCCUUUGACUUCUGAAUUGUUGGACUUUGAGAUGUUACAGUGUAGAAAAUGUAUGUAUGAAUCAUGUGAGUAGUGAUGAAUGUGGAGUGAUUAUUAGUAUCAUUUAUGUUUAGAUUAUACUUUAACAUCCAAGGGAGGAUUCACACCUGUGCUACAGUUUGUUUGAACAUGAACGGACGUGAACCUGAAGUGAAAUUUUACUGCUUUUUAACAUCACCUUCAUUUGCAUAUGCAGACUUACAGUAGACCAGGAACAGACUGCUCACGCCUCCAUCACUGGUUUGGAAAAGGAAUGUUAGAUAUGUAAUUUUUAACUCUACUGUAACCAUUGUCCUGUGCUCCUAUGUGCAAUUGUUAUAUGGCUGUAAUAUAUUACAGUUGAUGAAUACUGAAUGGACAAAUAUUAUGGGAUGGAGUGUUACGAGUGUGGUAGUUCUGUGCUUUGAAAAUCAAAAGGAGUGUCAAGGUAUCACUCCUUGGAGGUGAAGUUUGAUGUGUGUGUUGUAUGCUCCAAAUGAAAGACUGCAAAGUUUGUAUACAGUUAUGUCUUUAAUCAAAAAAACACUUUAAGGUCAUUUAUUUUUAUAUACUUGUGUUGGUGUUGGUCGCUGUUCUUUCUUCUUCUAUUUCGGGCAAAAGGAAGAGAUAGUUUCUGUUUCUUUGAUUGUUUAACGGUGAUAUUAAAUUUGUCUAA